AAAGAAGGAAAGCGGAACAGUGCAAAAGAAGAAAAGCGGGACAGUGCAAAAGGAAAAGAGGAAAAAGAAGAAGAAGAAGAAGUUUGUUUACCUGAGCGAGGCGCGGCGCGGCGGACGCGAGAGAACGCUCCUAAAAGGCCAAAUUCCCCUUUACGAUGGUCUGACCUGAGGAAGCGAGUUGUUUUAAGGGCAGUAGUCACUUCCAAACAUAAUUAUUACCUCUUGAACAUACACCGUGACCAAGUGUGCCACACUGACAAUAUGGCUUUUAUGUCAUUAAAUGAUUACCUGCAAAGAGUCCAGGCAACACUGUACCAACAAAAUGGAGAAGCACUUGCUGAGCUUAUAUCCUUUCGAGACCCACACGUCAUGAGUUCACGCUUGAUGCUGGAGAAGCCUGAGAGAGACGUGGAGCGAGUAAUCGAUGUCUCCUUAGCUGAAGUCAUUGCAGGACACCUUAGGGCUGUGUCGUCAGCAGGGUCUGGAGACACAGUGGAGGCAUGGAGGACACAGAUGGUGGUGGUGCAAGCUGUGGCGCGCUUCAUGCAGGAAUGUAAGGAGGAGAACUGGAUGCUGCCUGUCAUGUACACUGCAUGCCUGGAUGUAAGGUUGUUUGCUUUAGCUGCAGACCAAGAACUGACUCGCACAGGAGCAAGCAAGGCUGGAGAAACCCUGGAGAAAGCUGCUGAAGCUCUAAUGAGCUGCUUCCGUGUGUGUGCUGCAGACACGCGCACAACAGAGGAUUGCACUAAGCGCUGGGGGCUGCUGUACCUUGUGAACCAAUUUUUUAAGAUUUAUUUUAAGAUCAACAAACUAAACCUUUGCAAACCAAUGGUACGUGCAAUAGAGGCUCUUAACUUCAAGGAUCGCUUCUCACUCUCCCAGCUCAUCACCUACAAGUAUUACACCGGCAGGAAGUACAUGUUUGACUCAGACUUCCAAUCAGCUGAUGCAACUUUGUCAUUUGCAUUCCAAAGAGGCCACGUCGGAAGUCGCAAGAACAAAAGACGCAUCCUCAUUUACCUGAUUCCUGUCAAAAUGCUGCGGGGCUACCUGCCUAAGCCGUCCUUGUUGGAGAGGUAUAACCUGCCGGAGUUCAAAGAUGUGGUCACCUCAGUGCGGCAGGGCAACGUGAAGUUACUCUCCGAGACCCUGUCCAGGCAUGAGAGCUUUUUCAUUGGAGCUGGUAUAUACCUCAUCUUGGAGAAGCUCAAAAUAUUAGCAUUCAGGAACCUCUUUAAAAAAGUAUUCCUGAUGAGUGGCACCCACCAGAUUGACAUCACACUGUUUCUGCGUGCCCUGCAGUGGAUGUGUGUGGAGGAUGUGGACUUGGAUGAGACGGAGUGUAUCCUCUCCAACAUGAUUAAUGAUGGACGCAUGAAAGGCUACAUCUCCCACGCUCACCGUAAGCUUGUAGUGAGCAAGAAAGAUGCAUUCCCACCUCUCACUUCUUGCUGAAUCCAAGAUGAUUGUCAAAUGUGUUUAUAACAAAAUUGUGUUUACCUACAACAGGCAAAGUCUAGAGGAAAAGCUCAUUUGUUAUCAGCAUCCCUCUGAGCAUCCACACAGAAAUGGCACACCAUUUCUGCAACACUGAGACUAUGCUAAUGAGUUUUCACAAAGGUGACCAUAAACACAGCAAAAAUUUGCAACAUAUGUAAACAUUUACCCUGGGACAGCAAAGCAGAAGAAAAUCUUAACAUUAACGAUGAUUCUUGGAAUGGAUGAGCAUCAAAAUUUUUACUUCUCUGUCAUCAAGGUUCGUUGUAAUGUUGAUGCUUCUUUCAAUAGCUGGGCAUUUUUCUACUGCUACAUUUCCAACUACAAAUCACUUAAUGCAUAUUCGUUCUUAAUCUAAAUUGUGCCCUUUGUUUUGUGCAAUUAUUACAUAUUGCCUCCAAUGUUAUGAAGCUGUUCAUGUAAGGAAAAAAAAAAAACCUGGGUCACAACCCUUUAGUAUGAAGAACAAGUGCUAGAAUGCAGGAACCUAUUUUUAAUAUUAUAACAGAACAUUGAUGAAUAAAUGUUUGAAUAUC
Molecule: messenger RNA, 2036 nt
Organism: Eriocheir sinensis (Chinese mitten crab)
Lineage: Eukaryota; Metazoa; Arthropoda; Malacostraca; Decapoda; Varunidae
Gene: PCID2
Product: PCI domain-containing protein 2-like
Exons: 10
Coding region: 262-1458 (398 amino acids)
Biological process (GO): post-transcriptional tethering of RNA polymerase II gene DNA at nuclear periphery; transcription elongation by RNA polymerase II; poly(A)+ mRNA export from nucleus
Cellular component (GO): transcription export complex 2
Molecular function (GO): double-stranded DNA binding; RNA binding
Source: RefSeq, a predicted model, not a curated record